AACGCAGUAAGUUAUCUUCCGUUAGUUUACGCAAUUGUUGUGCGAAGGAGAUGUAGGGGAACUGUGAGCCACGCUCGUUUUGCUCCAUUUGCCCGUUAUUUUAUCAUAAUGACUACCUCACAUGGUGUACAAGUUUAAUAAAUGUAAACUACUUCAGUGGAAUUCCAGACUAUCUCGUCAUUAGCAGUGGAUAAGAUCCCCAAAUGUGGAAAUUACACCAGAGCAUUCGUAAAUUAGUCGGGACGACUACGGUCUGGAGGCGAGGAAGGAAAGAUAACAUUAUUCAAUACCCCGUCCAGUUAGUGCCAGUUAUGCACCAUUAACAUUGGAUGCCAACCGCCGUUAAACCCGAUCGAAGAAGAAUAUAAGAUAACAUAUUCGUAUAGCAAUUGUGUUAUUCGAAGUUCAAUAUGCUUGUCUAGACUCUAGUUGGUUGAUAAACGAGAUUGCCACCUGAUAUACGUUGUCUGAGUGACACCUGCCGAAUGUAGCAACGUUACUAUUCGAAAGCCCUGGACUGUGACCAAGAUCAUGGACAAAGAUAUACAGCCAGGCGCUGCAAUUGCGUCUGUGGUUGGUACACAGAUUGGAGCAGCUGGGACACAGAGCCGGUCAGAGGAUGAGGAGUCGACUGGGAUAAAAGACAUCAAAAGAACAGCAACACAGGCUUUCUUUGGGGGUGGCGGUGUUGUGCCCAAACGCAGGAGCUCUUCAAGGUCAAUUAAGAGGAAGAAGUUUGAUGAUGAGCUGGUGGAGAGCAGCCUGGCCAAGUCAUCUUGCAGGGCCAAGGGUCCACCUGUCAUCGAGCCAAUCCGCUGCUCUGGGAGCGAACCCUCAUUCAAUGAGAAGAAGAAGGUGUCCAAGUCCAGCACGACCCUCAUGCUGCCCCUCACCAUGAUGAUCAGCCCCCCAUCCAUUGCCAAGAGGGUGAAGAAGAGUAAGCAGCCCCUCCAGAUCACCAAAGACCUGGGACGCUGGAAACCCACUGACGACCUGCUGCUCAUCAAUGCAGUGCUACAGAAUUUGGCAGUACGUCUCCAACCAGCCUCACAACUGCAAACCAAGUGUCACCACGCCAGCCCAGGACCUCCACAUCUGACUUCUUCACCUGCGGAAUCAUCUGGGGGGGGCCUCCAAGGCCCACCCAUGGCUGCACCCCUGCCCAGUUCGGUGAAAUCAGUAAUUAUUUUUCUAUGGAUGAAAAUGAAUCUGUGUGAAUGUGUUCUACCCCUUUCUCUGUGUUGUAGGUUGGCAUGGCAGGCGAUGCGACUGCUUCAUCCGGAGGCCAUUGCGGCGAUCCAGAGCAAAGCGCUCUUCAGUCAGGCUGAGGAGGUUCUGCUGGCUAAGAUUCUUUCAAGCAGUCAGCCCAAGCUGGAGGUGUUCCAGGAGCUGCUUAGUAAGCACCCUAGUGUGUUCUAUCCCUCUCGCACUCCCAAGAGCUUGUUGGUGCACUGGCAGCUACUCAAACAGUACUACCUGCUGGAGGACCAGAGUGUUCAACCUCUCCCUAAAGGCAACCAAGUUCUCAACUUCUCUGAUGCUGAGCAGCUGGUGGAUGAUGCUAAGCUAAAGGAGAGCAGGGAUGAGGUGCUGGAGCAUGAGCUGAUGAUCUCUGACCGCCAUCAGAAGAAAGAGAUAAGACAGCUGGAACAGGAGCUACCAUGCUGGCAGGUCCUGGUGGACAGCAUCACAGGGAUGAACUCUCCAGACUUUGACAACCAGACACUGGCAGCGCUGAGAGGCCGGAUGGUUCGCUACCUUAUGAGGUCACGAGAGAUCACCCUGGGCAGAGCCACCAAGGACAAGCAGAUUGAUGUAGAUCUGUCUCUGGAAGGGCCUGCCUGGAAGAUCUCCAGGAAACAAGGGAUCGUUAAACUGAAGAACAACGGGGACUUCUUCAUAGCCAAUGAAGGCCGCAGGCCCAUCUACAUAGACGGCAGACCAGUCUUGUCUGGCUACAAGUGGAAACUCAACAACAACUCUGUGGUGGAGAUUGCCGGUCUUCAUUUUGUAUUCCUGAUCAACCAGGAGCUGAUCUCACUCAUCAAGGCAGAAGCAGCUAAGAUGAACCAGCAGUGAGAGAGGGAGAGCUGUGCUGCCUCAGUGGAGCAGAGGCCAAGGGACAUGCCUUUGUCUACUGCCCAGCCAGCUCCUACAUACAGAGCAACAUAAGGUGGCCUCCAGUGGACACACUGUACACCACCAGGAGCCUAGUAGAUGAGGUCCACAUGAGGGAGCACAGACUUGAAUGAAAGGAACCCAGAACCCCUUUGGUCAUGGUUAUACAGUGGAGUAAGAGCAGGACACCCACACACUGAGAAUGGUUGUGAUAUUUGGUAACCUUUCCACUGCUGGGCAUUUUAAGGUGAAUCCCAUCUCAAAGACCCUCAAUUAUACUUUCAUAACUACAGGACCAUAACACCAGUUUAGUCUUGUUUAAAUUGGCAUUCAUAUCAUGAGGUUCUACAGUGCAUAUAAGACAAUGAAUUGGUUUUAAUUCUGUUUCCUUUUUUCCCCCCAUACAGAUUGGUUUAGGUUGAGCUGGUACAUGCAAAGAUGCAUUUAGGACCAGGAUAGGGAAUCACUUGGAAAGGGAUAUUGUGUA
Messenger RNA from Salmo salar (Atlantic salmon), 2605 nucleotides. The record is from RefSeq and is a predicted model, not a curated record. NCBI's taxonomy places the organism in Eukaryota, Metazoa, Chordata, Actinopteri, Salmoniformes, Salmonidae.